ACGUAGCAGAGAUCGCGCAACCAGAAAUAUGUGAUCCCCAGCAUUUGGUGUUGAAGGCCACGACGGAUGGCUGCCGCGUUCUUCCCUCUGUCGACCUCACCGCCGCUCCUCACCCGCCGCCCCGCAGCAGGCCUCGAACACAGCCGCCGGCCGCCGCGCGGGCAGCAUGGCGGCUGCUCCGCGCGCCGGUUGCCGGCAGCAGCGACCGCCGGCGCAACACGCGGCCUGACACGGAGAGCCACGGCUGCUGCUGCGGCGGCGGCCCAAGGCCGCGCUCUGGCCGGAGAGGGCGCGGAGGAGGGGUCGCUGCAGAUGGUCCUGCUCAGCACCGCGGUGGCCGUGUGCGGUUCCUUCGAGUUCGGCACCUGUGUUGGGUAUUCUGCGCCGGCUCAGGCCGGAAUCGUCGGCGACAUUGGACUGUCCAAUUCACAGUAUGGCAUCUUUGCAUCUGUCUUGACAGUUGGUGCAAUGGUCGGCGCUCUGACCAGUGGCCGCCUUGCAGACACUCUUGGACGCAAAAUGACCAUGCGGCUGGCAGCAAUUGUAGGCAUUUUUGGUUGGCUUGCUAUAUACCUAGCCAAGGGCGCAACGAUGCUCUGCUUGGGACGAGUCUUGCUGGGCUACUGUACAGGGGUCCUUUCUUAUGUGGUACCUGUCUUCAUAUCUGAAAUAGCACCAAAGGGUCUCCGAGGAGGCCUUGCAGCCUCAAACCAGCUGUUUAUUUGUUCAGGGUGUUCAGCUUCCUACAUCAUUGGAGCAACGAUUCCGUGGCGCUCUUUGGUUAUCGUGGGAUUACUGCCUUGUGUGUUCCUCCUCGUGGGUCUUCCCUUCAUUCCCGAGUCUCCAAGGUGGCUGGCCAACAUCGGGAGAGAGAAAGAAUUCCGUGCUUCACUACAAAAGCUUAGGGGUGAAAAGGCUGAAAUAUCUGGAGAGGCUACUGAGAUUAUAGUUGGCUUCUACCCUAAGUUGCUCCAUUUAUCAACAUAUAAUUUGGGGAAGAGGAUAUUCCAAAAAAACAAUCUCUUAUUCUUAUGCAGGCGUACGUGGAAUCAGUUCAGGAUUUACCUAAGGCCAGGAUUCAGGAUUUGUUUCACAGGAAAAAUAUGUAUGCAGUCAUUCUUUGAUGUACAGGUGGGUGUCGGCCUGAAGGUCUUUCAGCAACUGGGGGGAAUAAACGCAUUAGGCUUCUAUACAAGCUAUAUCUUUUCAUCAGCAGGGUUUUCUGGUAAACUUGGGACCACAUUGAUCGGCAUUAUUCAGAUUCCAAUCACAUUACUUGGGGCCCUUCUCAUGGAUAGGAGUGGAAGAAGAACCCUUCUACUAGUGUCUUCAUCUGGCACAUUUGUGGGCUGCUUUCUUACUGGGCUAUCAUUCUACUUCAAGGUAACCGUAAACUUGUUUAUUCCAUGGGGCAGUCCAACUUAAAAUUUGAACUGGAAAUCAUUUAUUGAUGCUAAGUUGCUAAUAUAAGCCAUUACGAAAUCUCGGGAAGAAACUUGCCACAGUUUUUAGAAGUUCUGGCUGGUCUUUUUGCUCGCCAAUUUUUUGUCUCCUUCAACACUAAGUUGAUUUGAUCAUCACAUAGUUCGUAUUUCUCAGACCGCGUCAAUGGAUGCGGACAUGUCGAACUUAACUAUCUGAUAAUAGUAGUGCCUGAAUGCAAACAUAAGGUAACCGCAGUUAUUAAAGUUCCCAGCUAGUACGGAGUAUUUGGCAAUGGGACAAAAAUACCAGACUGCACAAGCACUGACUUCCAUGUAUGAGGCUCUAUUAAAUAAACAUGAUUGAAGGGUGAAAUAUCAACAGAUCGAGCAGAUCAAAUCGACAAAAAUAAAUAGUUGAACAAACGUGACCUGAAUUUACAUUUCAGAAUGUUCGGUGCCUAUCAUUAUACAGAGUAUUGACUUUCUAUCUUUUCAUGAUCACAGGCACAAGGAUUGUACACACAAUUGGUUCCUACAUUGGCUCUUUACGGCAUACUGGUACAGAAAUUACGUAACUAAAACAUCAAUAAUUUUGUGUGAUCCCAAUGUAAAAAUGAAAAAUUGUGUACCUAGUUCAUCACCACCUAGACAUCUAAGAUGGCAAUUUUUGCUGGCAUAACAUGUCUGAACUCCAGAUAUGUAAAUUCUGACUCCUUACUGAAUAGGCAUACUAUGUGGCAUACUCAAUUGGAAUGGGACCUGUUCCUUGGGUUAUCAUGUCCGAGGUAUGAUAUAUCACCAUGAAGUUAAUUAGGGAUGAUGCUCGCAUUCCUGGUAAUCUGUAAGGAGCCCACGUUUGUAACUGACGACAUCUCAUUGUUUAUUGGCAAAGAUAUUCUCAAUCAACAUGAAAGGAAUAGCAGGAAGCUUGGUAACCCUGGUUAGUUGGGUUGGUUCAUUCGUGAUAUCGUAUUCGUUCAGCUUCCUUAUGGACUGGAACUCUGCAG
Messenger RNA from Triticum aestivum (bread wheat), 2431 nucleotides. Its product is annotated as sugar transporter ERD6-like 16. The record is from RefSeq and is a predicted model, not a curated record. Gene Ontology annotation, biological process: carbohydrate transport; transmembrane transport. Gene Ontology annotation, cellular component: membrane. The transcript is spliced from 13 exons. The coding region runs from base 67 to 1425 and encodes 452 amino acids. Gene Ontology annotation, molecular function: sugar transmembrane transporter activity. Lineage: Eukaryota; Viridiplantae; Streptophyta; Magnoliopsida; Poales; Poaceae.